CCACAACUUGCACAAUAACACCGAACUAGCUUCUUCGAAUUCACGGCUUUACCUUAUUCCUAAUCCGAUACCACAGAACAAGGAUCAAAGCCCCCAAGCUUCAAUGAUGAACUUACGCGCCAUCUUCGCCACUCCUGUCCCUUCCUCACUCCGCAUCAAACCCUCAAUUCACCAUCCCCGUAGAAGCCUCACCAUCUCAGCUCAACUCCCGACCGCCGCCGCCGCGAAGUUCUCGGUCUCCGACGAAACCCUAGAAUCCCGCGGCUUCCUCCUCCGCCGCACCACCGACGACCUGAACCUUGACCAGCUCAACGCCAUCUUCGUAGCGGUUGGGUUCCCGAAACGUGAUCCGCAAAAGAUCCGGAUCGCGCUGGAUAACACGGAGACGGUGCUGUGGGUAGAGUACAAGAAGACGAAAAAGCCAGUGGCGUUCGCGAGAGCGACGGGAGACGGUGUAUUCAACGCAAUCAUAUGGGACGUGGUGGUGGAUCCGUCGUUCCAAGGGAUCGGAUUGGGGAAGGCGGUGAUGGAGCGGUUGAUCGAAGAGUUGUUAGGGAAGGGGAUUUGUAACAUCGCGCUUUAUUCGGAGCCCCGAGUUCUCGGGUUCUACAGACCGUUGGGAUUUGUGGCCGAUCCGGAUGGGAUCCGAGGAAUGGUGUAUUCUAGAAAGCAGAAAAAGAAAAAAUAGCAAUGACAUUAUUAUUAUUUA
Molecule: messenger RNA, 709 nt
Organism: Prosopis cineraria
Lineage: Eukaryota; Viridiplantae; Streptophyta; Magnoliopsida; Fabales; Fabaceae
Product: serotonin N-acetyltransferase 2, chloroplastic
Exons: 1
Coding region: 104-688 (194 amino acids)
Cellular component (GO): cytoplasm
Molecular function (GO): N-acetyltransferase activity
Source: RefSeq, a predicted model, not a curated record